UGCGACCCACAUUCUCCCCAGACCCCGAGAUGCAGGUCGUGAUGCCCCGAACUCUCCUCCUGCUGCUGUCGGGGGCCCUGGCGAUGACCCAGACCUGGACCGGCUCCCACUCCCUGAGGUAUUUCCACACCGCGAUGUCCCGGCCUGGCCGCGGGGAGCCCCGCUUCAUAGCCGUGGGCUACGUGGACGACACGCAGUUCGUGCGGUUCGACAGCGACGCCCCAAAUCCGAGGAUGGAGCCGCGGGCGCCGUGGAUGGAGCAGGCGGGGCCGGAGUAUUGGACCCGAGAGACGCGGAUCGCCAAGGUGCACGCCGAGAUUGCCCUCCCGAACCUGAAGACCGCCCUCCGCUACUACAACCAGAGCGAGUCCGGGUCACACAGCAUCCAGAGAAUGCACGGCUGUGACAUGGGGCCGGACGGACGCCUCCUCCGCGGGUACAGUCAGUUGGCCUACGACGGCGCGGAUUACAUCGCCCUGAACGAGGACCUGCGCUCCUGGACCGCGGCGGACACGGCGGCGCAGAUCACCCGCCGCAAGUGGGAGGCGGCCGGGGAGGCGGAGCGCUAUAGGAAGUACCUGGAGGACUCGUGCUUGGAGGGGCUCCGCAGGUACCUGGAGAUGGGGAAGGAGACGCUGCUGCGCGCAGAAUCUCCCAACACACACGUGACCCGCCACCCCAUCUCUGACCGUGAGGUGACCCUGAGGUGCUGGGCCCUGGGCUUCUACCCUGCGGAGAUCACCCUGACCUGGCAGCGUGAUGGGGAGGACCACACCCAGGACACGGAGCUUGUGGACACCAGGCCUGCGGGAGAUGGGACCUUCCAGAAGUGGGCGGCGGUGGUGGUGCCUUCUGGAGAGGAGCAGAGAUACACGUGCCACGUGCAACACAAGGGGCUGCCCGAGCCUGUCACCUUGAGAUGGGAGCCGCCUCCUCAGUCCUCCAUCCCCAUCUUGGGCAUCAUUGCUGGGGUGGCUGUCGCUCUCCUUGUGGUCACUGUGGUGGUUGGAGCUGUGAUCUGGAGAAAGAUGCACUCAGGAGGAAAGGGACCGAGCUACUUUCAUGCUGCACAUAGGCAAUAACAGUGCCAGGGCUCUGAUGUGUCUCUAACGGCUCCUACAAGGGCCCUCAGGGACUGAGUGAUGCAAGAUUUAUUCCCACUCACAUUGGUGCCAUCAAGAGCCCCUGACCUCUUUCUGCCAACAGUGUCAGAACGUGUCUGUGUUCCUAUCAUCAUAAUGGGAGGACGAAGGAGACUGGCCCACCCUGCUCACCAUGACCCCUCCCCAUACUGAUUCCCGUUCUGAUCUGCUUUCCUGUUCCAGCAGAGACAGGGCUGAACCAUCUCCAUCCCCAUCUUUAUUUCAUGUUGGGCUGAAUACUGAUGUUUUUCUUUCUUAUUGAAAAUGAGAACCAGAUACGAAUUCGAGUUCAUGUUUUGUAAUUCUUGGUAUGUGGGCAUGAUGAGGUAAUAAAGGAGAGGAUUUGUCAAGUUGCAACAGAAAAUAAAUGAAAUUACUGAGAA
Molecule: messenger RNA, 1525 nt
Organism: Suricata suricatta (meerkat)
Lineage: Eukaryota; Metazoa; Chordata; Mammalia; Carnivora; Herpestidae
Product: class I histocompatibility antigen, Gogo-B*0101 alpha chain-like
Exons: 8
Coding region: 30-1082 (350 amino acids)
Biological process (GO): positive regulation of T cell mediated cytotoxicity; antigen processing and presentation of endogenous peptide antigen via MHC class I via ER pathway, TAP-independent; immune response
Cellular component (GO): external side of plasma membrane
Molecular function (GO): peptide antigen binding; signaling receptor binding
Source: RefSeq, a predicted model, not a curated record